This is a messenger RNA of Cottoperca gobio, 1643 nucleotides long. RefSeq names its product sarcospan (Kras oncogene-associated gene) (gene sspn). The transcript is spliced from 3 exons. Gene Ontology annotation, cellular component: dystrophin-associated glycoprotein complex; sarcolemma. Lineage: Eukaryota; Metazoa; Chordata; Actinopteri; Perciformes; Bovichtidae. The coding region runs from base 201 to 878 and encodes 225 amino acids. The record is from RefSeq and is a predicted model, not a curated record.
AAAUGUUUUCCAUAUUAGUUCAGAGCCUUCUCUGUUUCCAAAUAGCAGCCGAGCUGGGCUUAUGGUGAGAGGAGGCCUUGGUAGGGAGGGGAAGGGAAGUUGAGAGAGGCAGACGGCAGGCAGACUCAUCCACCCCAAACACUGCAACAGUAAAACUCAAGUGUACAGAAAGGGAAAAGUGAAGAGAGAAAAAAGGAGAAAUGGGGCAGGGGCAGAAAGGUUCCUCAGACAAGGAGGGCAAGAAGAAGAAGAAGAGAGAUGAAAGCCCAGCGCCAGAGGACGGCCAUAAGUGCAGAGUCUGUCGCUUCCCUCUGCUCGUCGCCCUGCUCCAGUUGCUGUUGGGGGUGGCCGUCACAGUCGUGGCCUUCCUUAUGUUGGCCAUCAGCCCCUCACUCAUGGCCAGGGAGACGCCACACUGGGCUGGAUUCAUUCUGUGUUUAGUUUCCAUCCUGGGAUUUAUCCUGUACUGCAUCACUUACCUCCCCGAUGAGAAAACAUCUAUGCAAUUCAUUGGCAAGCUCCUGUACUUUGUCCUGUGUACCAUCGGCCUGGUCAUUUCAGUGCUGGUUAUUGCGUUCGCUGGACACCACUACUCACAGACCAGCAGCUUCAGCUGUGAGCAGAUGGGAGAGGACUGUGUGUGCAAACUGGAUCAAAAUGACCCAAUAGCUCGCACCUUCACCUACGAGGGAGUCACCGACUGCGAGGUGAUCACCGGGACGCUCACACUCUACUUCCUGCUCCAGAUCAUACUGAACGUGCUCCAAGCACUCGUGUGUGGCGUCGGUGCCUUCAUCAUGUGGAAGCACCGUUACCAGGUGUUUUUCGCCGGCCUUCAGAUUGGCUCUCCCUCCUCUCAGCAGUGGCAGAAGGUUUAAUGCGAUGAUGGGAUGACUCUGAUCAGGUUGGAGGGUAAUUCCAACAGUGCGAUCACACUGAGUGACGGGGUCACCUGCCUUUUUGGUUUUAUGCCUAAGUGUGUUUUCUUUGAUGUCAGUUUUUAUUAACCGUUUGUGGUAGUUUUUCUAUGAUGGCAUUUUGCACAAAUUUUGUAUACCAUAUAAGAAGCUUUAUUCUUCCAAUUGCCAAUGCUAUAAAAAAAACUAUAAAGAGAAGCAAAGCAUCUGGUCUAUUUUUGAAAAAAGAAUUGUGUUCCACUAUUUCAAUGUUUCUAAUUAUCUGGACAUUUGCUCUGGUGACAUAUAGUUCAUAUACCAUUACUUGACAAAUUAUGAGCACAACACUGAAACCACUAUAGCUAAUUUUUUAUGCACUUAACUCCAAAAAAGUACUUGGCUUUCCUUUGGUUUGAGUUACUGAGAUGUCAUGCUCAUGAUUAGUUGCUCCAGUUAUGCUUGUGUUGGUCACCAAAUCAUUGCUUUGUCAAAUUAUGGUUUCCAAAUGUUAAAUCACAUGGCCUCGUUUUCACACAGUACAAAUGUUAAAUACUAUUUGAAUUCUGUAGGAAAUAUUAGUAAGACUUUUAAAAAUAAUUAUCUAGUAGUUUAUUGCUUUACAAUAAGAACAUUAUAUUGACAUUUUUAACUAUAUUUAGCAGCUGUAACUUAUUUUCAGUGUUGACACACACACAAAUCAACUAGGUGGAUUAAAUCCUUGAAUAACCUCUGUUUUGUUUCUUUUGC